UCUCACGAUGCAGACCGUUUUCUUAUUGAAGCUGCUUAACAAGGUCAAUUCCUCCGUCUCACCGCUUCACGUUAUUUGAGUCUCUUCGGAUUAAAUACCAGAUUGUCCAAGAUUAGAUGAAUCCGUAAGAUCGUCAGCCAAGAAUUGAGGUUUCAAGCCUCCUCCUCACCCACAGUAGCGUCAGGCCUCCUGUGAACCAACCUCGCGGGUUCGCUUCUAGCCCGGCUGCCAUAAUCUCCCCCGGUCGGCGGAUGUGAUUCCGGUGCAUGGACGGAUCCCAUCCUGUUGGGACCAUCCAUGACUUCACUCGAGUCCCAGAUGGUCGGGUCUGGUUCCCCUCUGUCGGUAACGGGAGGAGCCUUUGUGCUUGGCUGUUAUUGGAAGCCCUAUAACUAGUCAGCUGGCCCCCAGGAUAUGCGUCCUUUGCAAACGGUUUUCUUACUCUGUUGCAUCAGUUACCAUGCAUCUCUUGUCUGGCGUUGGUGGCUCUUGUGAGUCUACUGAGAGACUCAACAAUGUGCCGAGACGGGAUAGCAGUAUUUCUCUUGAGGAGAGUGCUUAUAAGCGGGACAAUCUCGAUCCUUCAAGGAACACCCUCGCUCCUCUUGAGAGUCAAAAGAUCGAAGACUGCCAUGAUCCCAACCCAGGACAUGGAUGUACCCUUCCUAUACCCAGUCCCUCCUCUUCACCCUCAGUCGUGGCACCAAUAGAUGUCUAUCUUCAGUGCGGCGAGAGCCUCGAAGCUAGGUUGAUAAGGCUCGGUGCGAUCCUGUCUCAAGGGAGACAGACAUCCGAGCCUGAGGACAUAUCUCUGUCACCAGAAGCCUCAAGCUGGGAUGUUGUCAACACCCCACAAACUCUUGAUCGAAAGGUACCAAGUACUCCUGUACUCCAGCCUACACAGUGCCCCAAGGCGACAAACCUUCAACCAACAACGACGGAUCCAGACAUUGAAGAUGUAGACAGAAUGUCCGUCGACUCAAAGUACGUGUCUGAUUUGCUUCUAUCCGAUGCUUCGCAUGUAGCCAGCGAUAGCGCAGACAGCCAUAAGGAAGCGAUCAUUCAGUACCAAAAUGCCCCUAGGCGAGCCAGGCGUGAGGACAGGGCUCGCAUUCACAAGAACCUCAAGAAGCGAACCAACAAGAAGAAAAAAGUCAAGAGCAAGAGUGUAUGAGGAUGAGGUGGGAAGGACUUACCUGUAGGCUUGUUUGUGUGUACCUAGACUUUAAUGGAAGCAGUUUGUGAAUGUAUGCAUUGUUUUCCCCGCUUCUCCUGCGCACUCCGUCCAUGGGCAUGAGGUCGUCGACUAAGGAGUUGCAGUAGGUUCAGGCUCCUUGUCUUUGACAACAUCAAUUGUAAGAAGAAAAGAAAAGAAGACCAGAAGAAGCUAAACAAGUUAGUCACACAUCACCAACCCCUCAGUGAUACAUACCAACAUGCUGCAUAACCCCAAAAGGUGAAGCUCAAACCCUCCAACCAACGCCUUUCCUCUCAUCAUAGUCCGCUGAUGUCUCCAAGUCCGAAC
Messenger RNA from Fusarium odoratissimum NRRL 54006, 1525 nucleotides. RefSeq lists its product as uncharacterized. The record is from RefSeq and is a predicted model, not a curated record. Bases 461 to 1174 code for a protein of 237 amino acids. Lineage: Eukaryota; Fungi; Ascomycota; Sordariomycetes; Hypocreales; Nectriaceae. The transcript is spliced from 3 exons.